CAGCUGAUGUUGCGACACAGAGAGGAGUGCUGUGCCCCGGACCGGCUGAAAUCCCCAGCUAUGCUUUGUGGGUAAAGUGCGCCCUGGUAUCCGCCCAUAUUCGCGUAAAGGAGGCCAAACAGAGCAGCUAGGCCGGACGCUGGAUCAAAUGGAAAGUUCAAUCGAUUAAAUUUGGCCACUGUGCGUGUGGUGUUCUUUUUUUUUUUUUUUGAAAACUUGUUCCCGCUGCCGAAAACGACGACCGACCGAGCUAAAUGCGGGCGUUUUGGUGAGAAAUAGGAAAUGCAGAGAUCGUGCGAGGCGAGAGGAUUAUCAGCUUGACUUGUUUGGUCGCUACUUCGGACGCGGAACUCCACUCGCUUAAAAGGUGAAUCAUGACAGAAUAUAAGCUGGUUGUGGUGGGAGCUGGUGGCGUUGGCAAGAGCGCACUUACCAUUCAGCUCAUCCAGAAUCACUUUGUGGAUGAAUAUGACCCCACCAUUGAGGACUCCUACAGAAAGCAGGUAGUAAUCGAUGGGGAGACGUGUCUGCUGGACAUCCUGGACACUGCAGGUCAGGAGGAGUACAGCGCCAUGAGGGAUCAGUACAUGAGGACAGGAGAGGGCUUUCUGUGUGUCUUUGCCAUCAACAACACCAAGUCCUUCGAGGACAUUCACCACUAUAGAGAACAGAUUAAGCGGGUGAAGGACUCCGAGGACGUCCCCAUGGUGUUGGUGGGCAACAAGUGUGACCUCCCGUCCCGGACAGUGGACACCAAGCAGGCUCAGGACUUAGCGCGCAGCUACGGCAUUCCCUUUAUCGAGACCUCAGCCAAAACCCGACAGAGAGUGGAAGAUGCCUUUUACACUCUGGUACGGGAGAUCAGGCUCUACCGGCUCAAUAAGCUCAGCAAGGAAGAAAAGACUCCGCGCUGUGUCAAGCUUAAAAAGUGUGUUGUGAUGUGAAAGGGGGAGUUGAUGAUGCCUUUUACACAUUAGUGCGAGAAAUCCGGAAGCAUAAGGAGAAAAUGAGCAAGGACGGCAAAAAGAAGAAAAAGAAGUCCAAGACAAAGUGUACACUGAUGUGAAUAUCCACCCCUUUUCAAGACAGACUAAAAAGAAACUUUCUUCAACAGUUCAAGUAAUACGUUUUGUACAUUACACUAAAUUAUUAGCUUCUUGUUCAAUACCCACAAUACUAAACCCCACCUGAAUUUUCUGCCUUUCUGUUAUUUGCUACUUGGACACCAAUAAGCUUCAUUUCCAGUUUAGUGCCAGUUUUUCGAUGCGUAUUGGUCCAACAGCCUGAUGACUUUAAUUUUAUAAGAUUGUGAAGAUUUGGAUAAUUUUAUAUUUAGCUGGGAGAGAAAUGCGUCCCGAGUCGUAUUUGACAAAUUGCGCAUUAAAAAUUAAUGCUAAUUUUCCCCUUAGCUUAAAUGGUUGAGACCUGCAAAUAUUGUGUAAUACCCUCUGGGAUGCCAAAGAAUGAGUUUUCAUCCCGCUCGCAUAGAAAAAUGGAUAUGAAGAAAGGACCAAGAUUUAGCCAGACGAGAUCCAAAUGUCCCCCGCCACAGUGUAAUGUCCCCUGUCUCCCACGACCUUUAGAUAAGACUUAGUUAUGUCACUGAUAAAUAUGCAUGCCAACCUCUACUCUUCUCCAAAUGUUUUAACACCCUAAUUAGCAAUUAAUUAAUUUGCAGUUUGUCGAUGCUUUGUACUGUGUGGGGAGUGAUUUCUUGCCUACAUGAGACGAGAUUUUUUUUUUUUUUUUUUUUAUUUUUUGCAUGCAUUGUGUCCUACAUGACAUGGGUCUUGCAAACGGCCUCUGUUUGAUGCAAUGAUUGGCGCCUGCAGUGGGGAUGCCUGACUCAAAUGGAUGUCGUACGGUCUGCUUUUUCAGGUUUAGAGGAAGUAUUCACUUGACGGUGACCCAUUUUCGUAACGGUAAACCGGGAAUAACAGACAGCAGUGGCGUCGAUAGCUCCACGUUGCCCAGACUUCUGCCUCUUAUAACUUUAGGUUGAAAAUUGAUUACAGAUUUCCAGCAUUUCCCUAGGCCAAGGCUCGACUGUAGGACUGUUUUGAUUCAUCUUGACAAUUAACGGUUGUCACUGCUCUGUGUUGCAGAAGAGCUCUGAACUUGUUCUCUUGCAGGACUUCAUAUUUAAGCAGUUUGUUUGGCUAAAUGCUAAAUUUACCUACCUACUAGCUGCCCUUUGCUGACUUUUUUUCCCCCAAAAAAAGCUGUCACCUAGUUGUGCUUGUGUUUGGCCUGGAAGCAGAAUGCCUCCUUUAAGCAGCUGUCAGGAAUAUUUGUCUUGGUGUGGAGUCACAGAGGUUGUUCAAAAUGUCGUCCAAAUGGAUUUUCAGACUCUUUUCCUUUCAGAGCUUUUCAGUUGUUUGUUUUUUUUUUUCCGAUUCAUUUGCUAAAAUGUUGAAAUUGCUCAGUGGCCUGCCUUUCAACAGAGAUGAUUGUCCAGCAAAAAUAAUUUGUCAUUUUCUCUCACCGCACUAGUGUAUCAUUGUGAUGUAACUGGAACGGAUGUUUGUAAAUGAGGCAAUAAUUGCCAUCAAAUUGGUUUUUAGACAAAAUCGUCUGAAAUUAUUUAAAGAAGUCCUAGUUUCUUCCUUGGGUCAACCCAUUGUUCACCCUUUUCUUAUUGUGUUCACAAACCGUUUGCCUGGGGAUUUUUGUUUGCCUUUUAUCUUUGCAUUAGGUGCUAAAUUUAGACGGUAGGGAGAGCUGAAACCACAUUUACUUUGUCCCAUGUGCUCACAAGAGAUACACACACUGUCAAGGGAGAGGGAGCAAUAUUAUUCACACAGAAAAUCCAGACACGAUGCAUUUUGUUUUCAGGAUUAAUGGAUUUUGACCCACUUUAUUAUUACCUCUUUUUUUUUCAUGAAGUAGAUAAAAACUGUUAAUGCAAUUUUUAAUUAAGGAACCCUCCUGUUAACAAAUACUGUUGCAAAAGUAGUUUUACUGUAAUGUUUGAAAUGUUUCCACUUCCUUUUAUUGCGUGCCAACAGCUGAUUUCUGAAAUGUAUCAUUUAUACCUGGAUCGUAUUUUAACAACCUUUGUAUAGUUGUGAUACUGAAAGGUGCAUAUUUUGUAAAUUGUGCUUCAUUUGUUGGUGUGUCUUAAUGAAUGUUGCUUUAAUGGAGUUUGGCUCCGCUCUGUGUAUGUGACUAGAGAGUGUGACUGGGUCCAGGUCUAGGGAAGUGAAUGAAUGACCACUUUACAGCAUACCUGUUGGGGGGGCAGUGUAGAGUGGUGAUCUGAUCUCAAAUGAGUCUAUUUUUUGCCAUGAAUCUCACCACUCCUAUUUAAUGUGUAAUAAAGAACAAAGUAAAA
Messenger RNA from Salarias fasciatus (jewelled blenny), 3334 nucleotides. RefSeq names its product v-Ki-ras2 Kirsten rat sarcoma viral oncogene homolog (gene kras). Gene Ontology annotation, molecular function: GTP binding; GTPase activity. Bases 375 to 944 code for a protein of 189 amino acids. Gene Ontology annotation, cellular component: membrane. Gene Ontology annotation, biological process: signal transduction. The record is from RefSeq and is a predicted model, not a curated record. NCBI's taxonomy places the organism in Eukaryota, Metazoa, Chordata, Actinopteri, Blenniiformes, Blenniidae. The transcript has 6 exons.